Messenger RNA from Dendronephthya gigantea, 1031 nucleotides. RefSeq lists its product as uncharacterized. NCBI's taxonomy places the organism in Eukaryota, Metazoa, Cnidaria, Anthozoa, Malacalcyonacea, Nephtheidae. The transcript has 3 exons. The coding region runs from base 90 to 554 and encodes 154 amino acids. The record is from RefSeq and is a predicted model, not a curated record.
UUGAUAAUCCCCCGGAUUGUUCAGUCUAAAAACCAUGACCAGCCGACAAUUUAAGAAAGAAAUUCUCAAUCUUUCAAGAGCACUGAGUCAUGUCGUCGAGUAGAAAAGAAUAUUAUGCUAGUAGAGAUGCCUCUAAAGUGUAUUUGUUGGGUUCUUUCCCUCGAUGGAGAGCGUUUAAGGAGCAGCAUAAAUUGAGAACAGACAAGGAUGUGGCGGAUAUGCUUCUUGACAGCUAUCUUGCGAUGAAUCGUAUAGUUUGCAAUGCAGACACGCAAACCGAAACAGUAAUGGAAUCAACGGAUAUGCCGCCAAGUACACCUUCCAAAUAUUUUUAUUCUCCCAUUAAAACCUCAACGCCAAGCGCGCACUCAAAUCUGCGUCCAUUGUCUGCUUUGUCGGAUGUUAGAACAUCAUACAUCUCUACUGUGGAAGAAGUCAUCCUUGAAGAUGCAAUCAAGAAGGAAAAGUGUAUUGUGUUUACAGACACUCUUAUAGCUUUGAUAACAUCAUUAAUGGGAGUGUUUGUAAACGACAAGGAUGUGGUCGUGUGUUGAGCUAUAAGAAAACAUAUGUUGGAACAUGCCUGGUCGUAUCCUAGGGGUGUAGGUCUGGUCAUGUUGGAGGCAGAUGGGCAGCUCAACCCUCUUGCAACAAGAUUAGAGCAGGCAACCUUGUGCUUGCUUCUGCUUUGUUGUUGUCUGGCAAUUCCUACGCCAAGGUGGGGUUGAUGUUCAACUUCUGUAAUCUGCAGUAUUUCUCAUCAAUAUUAUUCAAUCAGUAUCAGAAGUUGUACAUCAUCCCUGCCAUUAAUGACUACUGGGAAGAACACAAACAGAAAUGUUGGAAAGAAAGAGAGAACAAAGAGGUUAUAUUGAGUGGUGAUGGAAGGAAUGACUCGCCUGGCCAUAGUGCACAAUAUUGUACUUACCGCUUGGCUGAUACCAAUGAUCGUGCCAUACUGCAAAUGAAUGUGGUUGAUGUGAGAGAAGCUGCUGGUAAGAGCAAUAAUAUGGAGAGGAUUGGGUUUGAAA